CGAGUGAUGAAAAUGGAAACUAAUGGCCUGCAUUAGGCCAUCAGCACAGACCAACUCUCCUCACUUUCCUCCUGAACCAAUAUUCAUUGUUUUGGUAAUUCCGAUCUUCCACUUUUUCCCCAGGAUCCAGCUGCCAAAUCCCAGAUUUUUCGCCGAAUCUUUCCCUCUUUGCCAAGAAUCUGUGGAUAUACCAAAAAUCUCAAUCUGAAAAAAGAGCCCAGAUGGCUAAGUGUUUCAGCUUCACAGCAUCAAGAGACUGGUGUUACAAAUGCUCCUUUUCGACCGCCGGCCUGAAGUCCACCACCACAGACCUCGGUGACGGCACCGUAAUCCACUGCUGGGGCCCAAAAACCCACAAGCCCAGCAAGCCCACUUUGCUCCUCAUCCAUGGAAUCGGAGCCAACGCAAUGUGGCAGUGGAACGACUUUGUUUCUCCCCUUUCGUCCAAGUUCAAUGUCUAUGUACCGGACUUGCUGUUUUUUGGCGAAUCAUACACCACCAGGCCUGAAAGGAGUGAAAAUUUCCAGGCCGAGUGCGUGAUGAGGGCGAUGGAGGCGAUGGGCGUGCGGCGGAUGCGCGUGGUGGGGCUCAGCUACGGAGGUUUCGUGGCCUAUAGCAUGGCGGCCCAGUUCCCCGACGCGGUGGAGAGGGUGGUGAUUGGAUGUGCCGGAGUUUGCAUGGAGGAGAAAGAUAUGGAGGAAGGGUUGUUUAAAGUGAAGACUGUUGAUGAGGCUAUUGAGAUUUUGCUGGCGCAAACGCCGGAGAAGUUGAGGGAGUUGAUGAGGCUUUCGUUCUAUAAACCGGUUACGAGUGUGCCUUCUUGCUUUUUGUCUGAUUUUAUUGAUGUAAUGUGUUCAGAGAACUUUCAAGAAAGAAAAGAGUUAAUUUACGCAUUGCACAAGGACAGAAAGCUCUCGGAUCUGCCUAAAAUUACUCAGCCCACAUUAAUAAUUUGGGGAGAACAUGACCAGGUUUUUCCAUUGGAAUUGGCUAAUAGGUUGUUAAGACAUUUGGAAAACAAUGCACAGCUUGUAGUGUUAAAGAAAGCAGGGCAUGCAAUUAACAUGGAGAAGACUAAGGAAGUAUAUAGUUACUUGAAGUCAUUCCUUAUGGUGCCCGUUCCUAAGCUUGGGACUAAUGGGAGCGGCUGCAAGGUUGAUUAAAGGUCGGCACAAUAUUUCAUACUAUUGACACACUUUCAGCUUAAAGCCUGCUUGCAUUUGCUGUAUAUCUGAGAUGCUCUAUCAAUUUUCAGUUCGGAAAACUCAAUACAUUUAUUAGAAACAUAAACAAAGUAUAGAGGCAGAAUAUAUAGUGGAAUGUAUCUUCUCGUUGAGGAUCACUUCAAAUGAAAUAUUUUGGUUCUUCCCUUGAAAUCCAUGUGUUGUGUUCAAGGGUCUAAUGUAUAUGUAUUCCUGUGAUAAACUCCAUCGUUAUCCAUUUGUGCAAAAUGUUAUGGGCCAAAAAAAGAAGGUUGAAGAGUUUA
Molecule: messenger RNA, 1486 nt
Organism: Sesamum indicum (sesame)
Lineage: Eukaryota; Viridiplantae; Streptophyta; Magnoliopsida; Lamiales; Pedaliaceae
Product: alpha/beta-Hydrolases superfamily protein
Molecular function (GO): catalytic activity
Source: RefSeq, a predicted model, not a curated record